Nerophis ophidion (straightnose pipefish) is the source of this 3848-nucleotide messenger RNA. Its product is annotated as epidermal retinol dehydrogenase 2-like. Lineage: Eukaryota; Metazoa; Chordata; Actinopteri; Syngnathiformes; Syngnathidae. The record is from RefSeq and is a predicted model, not a curated record. Gene Ontology annotation, cellular component: lipid droplet. The coding region runs from base 113 to 1027 and encodes 304 amino acids. The transcript has 7 exons. Gene Ontology annotation, molecular function: oxidoreductase activity, acting on the CH-OH group of donors, NAD or NADP as acceptor.
GGAUAUCCGGUCACGUGACCCAGACCGGAAGUGGAAUUUUACUACAACCGGAGGCUACGGAAAACUAUCAACAUUCUGUCGGGACGACGUUCAUAACAUCUCCUCUGCUAACAUGUUCCUGGAAACGCUGAAACUGCUGGUGCUCUCCCUCUGGUACAACCUGGAGUCCUUCAUCUACUUCUUCCUGCCCCGGAGGAGGAAGGACAUCUCGGGCGAGGUGGUUCUGAUCACGGGGGCGGGCCAGGGAAUCGGGCGCCUGAUGGCCAUGGAGUUUGGCGCCAGGAGCACGGUGGUGGUCCUGUGGGACAUCAACCAGGACGGCGUGAAGGAGACGGCGCGGCUGGCCAAGCAGAGCGGCGCUGUUAGCGUCCACCACUACCUCUGCGACUGCAGCGACAAGAACGAAGUCUACCGAGUCGCCGACAAGGUGAAGCGGGAGGUGGGCGAUGUUAGCAUCCUGGUCAACAACGCCGGCAUCGUGACGGGCAAGAAGUUCAUGGAUGCUCCUGAUUCGCUGAUCGAGAAGACCAUGGAGGUCAACACCAUGGCACACUUCUGGACCUACAAGGCCUUCCUUCCCGCCAUGAUCGCUAACAACCACGGUCACCUGGUUAGCAUCGCCAGCGCCGCGGGGCUCGUAGGUUGCAACGGAUUGGCAGACUACUGCGCCAGCAAGUUUGCGGCGGUGGGUUUUGCAGAGUCCGUGGGUCUCGAGCUCCUGGCGACCGGGAAAGACGGGGUGAAGACCACCAUCGUGUGUCCCUACUUCAUCAACACUGGCAUGUUUGACGGCUGCCAGACCAAGUGGCCAAAACUUCUCCCCAUGCUGGAUCCAAGUUAUGUUGCCAAGAAGAUCAUACAGGCGGUCCUGACAGACCAGGUCUUCCUCCUGCUGCCCAAGAGCAUCUACCUGGUCGUUGCUCUCAAGAACAUCCUGCCCAUGAAGCAAGGCAUCCUGCUGGGUCACUACCUGGGGGUCUUCAACGUCAUGGACAACUUCAAGGGGAAGAACAAAAAGCAGGCGUGAUGACAAAAAAGUGGUAUAAGUGAGGAAAAAAGUGAGGCGAGCGUAUCAAAGGAGAAGAGAGUGGAAGGUAAUAGCGCCACUUUCUCCUUUCGCCCACUUCCCUGCACGACAUUUCAAAGUGCGACUCGCUCUAAACCUUGUUUACGAGGCCUAAUCGUGACCGCUAAUCACCUUCUUCUCCGUGCCUGCAAUCUCUAGUCGUCUUCUUCUUCUUCUUCUUCCUACCUCAAUUUAUUCCCAAUCCUCAUUCCACUCAUCAUAAAAUGUCUCCUCAUCGCCCGUGUGAAGUUGGAACCCCCACAUCCCAAACUUGUCCACUUUUUGUGUUAUUAUCGUGUUUUUAUCAUGUAAUUAACGUGUUAUUAUUCAUAACAAGCUCCCACCUUGUCCAGACUUGUCCCUAUUGUUUGUGAAACAAGUUUGGAGGGAAUCUGACAAGGUGGGAGCUUGUUACGUAUAAUAACACGUUAAUAACAUAAAACUGUAGAAUGGUAAUGACAUUAAAAACUAUAAAAUACAUAAAAUGUUUGCAUCACAAACAAUGGGGACAAGUUUGGAAGGAAUCUGACAAGGUGGGACCUUGUUAUGAGUAAUAACACGUUAAUUACACGUUAAUAACAUAAAACAGGAACAUAGUAAUGACAUAAAAACUGUAAUAGACAAAAAAUGUUUGUAUCACAAACAAUGGGGACAAGUUUGGAGGGAAUCUGACAAGGUGGGAGCUUGUUAUGAAUAAUACGUUAAUUACACGUUAAUAACAGAAAACUGUAGAAUGGUAAUGACAUUAAAAACUAUAAAAUACAUAAAAUGAUUGCAUCACAAACAAUGGGGACAAGUUUGGAGGGAAUCUGACAAGGUGGGACCUUGUUAUGAGUAAUAACACGUUAAUUACACGUUAAUAACAUAAAACAGGAAAAUAGUAAUGACAUGAAAACUGUAAUAGACAAAAAAUGUUUGCAUCACAAACAAUGGGGACAAGUUUGGAGGGAAUCUGACAAGGUGGGAGCCUGUUAUGAAUAAUAACAUGUUAAUAACAUAAAACUGUAAAUUGGUAACGUAAAAACUAUAAUGGUUAAGAAAAUUAAUGUGUUAUGAAUUAUAACACGUUAAUUACACAUUAAUAACCUGACAUGGUAAUAACAUAAAAACUAUAAUAGUUAAGAAAAUCUUUUAACAUGUUAAUUUUACGUUAACAUAAAAUCAAAGAAUGGUAAUAAAAUAAAAAUUAUAAGAAAAUAAUUUUGUUAAUAAUAACUUGUUAAUUACACAUGACAUAAAAUUGUAAAAUAGUAAAAAUAUAAAAACUAUAAUUAAGAAAAUACAUUUUUAUGGAUAAUAACAUGUUAAUUACACAUUAAUAACAAACACUAUAAAAUGGUAACAAGAUAAAAACUAUAAUAGUUGAGAAAACAGUUCGUUAUGAAUAAUAGCCUUUUAAUUACACAUUAAUAACAUGAAACUGUAAAAUGGUAAUAAGGUAAAAACUAUAACAGUUAAGAAAAUCUUUUAACAUGUUAAUUAUACGUUAAUAACAUAAAACCAAAGAAUGGUAAUAAAAUAAAAACUAUCAUAGAUAAGAAAAUAAUUUUGGUAAUGAAUAAUAACUCGUUAAUUACACAUUACAUAAAAUUGUAAAAUACUAAAAAUUUAAAAACUAUAAUUAAGAAAAUACAUUUUUUAUGGAUAAUAACACGUUAAUUACACAUUAAUAACAAAAACUAUAAAAUGGUAACAAGAUAAAAAACUAUAAUAGUCAAGAAAACAGUUCGUUAUGAAUAAUAGCCUUUUAAUUACACAUUAAUAACAUGAAACUGUAAAAUUGUAAUAAGGUAAAAACUAUUAUAGUUAAGCAAAUAAAUGUGGUGUGAAUAAUAACAAGGUAAAUACACAUUAAUAACGUAAAACCGGAAAAUGGUAAUAAGAUAAAAGCUAUAAUUGUUAAGAAAGUACAUUUUAUGAAUAAGAGCACUUUAAUUACACAUUAAUAACAUAUAACUGUAAAAUGGUAACAGGAUGAAAACCAUAAUGGUUAAGAAAAUAUUUCCUUAUGAAUAAUUUUAAUUAAACAAUGAUAAAACCGGAAAAUGGUAAUAGGAUUAAAACUAUAAUAAAGAAAACAAUUUGUUAUCAAUAAUAACACGUUAAUUACACAAUAAUAACGUAAAACUGGCAAAUGGUAGUAAGAUCAAAACUAAUAGUUCAGAAAAUACAAUUUGGAACAAGUUUGGGGGGAUUUAGUGAAGUGUUUAUGAACUAUGACACGUUAAUUACAUGUUAAUAACAUACUUAUAACUGUUAAAAAAUACAUUUUGCAGCACAAACGUAUGUGAGAAGUUUGGGGGGGGGGGGGGGUCAACUUCACAGGGUGUCCUUAAAAGCACUUAAAGGACCAAAGUGGAAGCCGCCGUUGCUACGAGAGUGGUUACCAUAGCAACCCGGCAAAGUGAGUCAGUUUGUGUUGUGGUUAUUGUGCUGGAAUGUACCGUGGUGAUGUCAUCACCUCUCCAGUUAGCACAUUUCACUCAGGGUGCACAAAAAAAAUGGAAAAAAUUCAUCAUUUUCUAAAAUUGAUUAAAACAUUUUUAAAUCCAUUUUAAAAUAGACAUUUUAGUCCAUUUAUGUGCAAGCAGAAGAAGUUUAUUUUGAAAAAGUGUCCUUAUAAUUCAUCUACUUUUUACAAGUAAUAGUAUUUGGUGUUAAAGAACGGUUCAAAUGUUUCAAUUUUAAUCCCACCGAAUAAAAAGCACUUAAGUACUUUAUGUAUCGUGACCACUAUUGUUGAUUAUGAUGAUGUAAUGUUCAAUAAAUACUUCAAGUUAAA